UCAUAAGAUGACUGACAGGGUUGUGCUGUUGCUUCGCCAGAGGUCAGCACUGUACUGACAGACUGUGUGACUGUAAACAAGGGCAGCUGAGGACCGUGAUUGGAGAACACGCUGGUAAAACGCAGUCUGCUUUGUGUUUUCCCCUUAUAUGUAUUGUCUUUAUUUAUAGGAUAAGACACGGUACUCUAAAUGCUGGUUUUUUGGUAGAUACGCCGGUUUGGGUCGGGAUGCGCAGUGCGCUGCUGCAGUGUAAACAAGACUGUCCGAGUCUGCAGGCGCUGCUAUCUGAGAGAUAAAAGAUCAUCACACACUUCUAGAGACAGCUCUCGGGUUGAAAGUGUACUGUGACUUCAGUCAUGAGUCCGCUACCCGUGACAAACUGAGCUGAGCUCUCUGAGGAUUUUCUGUUCUCUUCUUUUGAAAUUAAACUCGACAUCUGUCGCUCGUCCACUACUUGUCUGCAACAACUACGCUUUCAGCUUUUGCCUUUGAAUGACCAUAUGGAAUUAGCUGCGAGGGAGCCACCAGCUCGUUGAAUCAGGACAGAAAUGACUGACAAUCAGGAGACCGUGGAAGCGGAGGACGUGACUCCGUCCGGCCGGAGCUCGACCUUGCCUCUGCGGCCGCCGUGCGAGCGUCUCCCCGGCCCCAAGACCAGCGUGUGCUCCCGCUCGUACUUCGUGGUUGUGAUGGUGUUUUUUCACGUUUACAUCGUUAAUGUCAUCGCGCUGCUGUUCUACGUGCACUACAGCAGCAGCAGCGGGCAGGAGGACGCCAGCCGGAGUCUUGACGCUCCCAGCGGCGUCCAUCACCAGCAGCGCCCUGAGUCGAGACGUACGCCGCCAUCAAAACCAGAAUUUAUGCGCGAUGUUUCUCUGACGAGAAUGGAGGGGGUCAGGGUGGGACAUGUCCAGAAGGUGUCACUGGUGCCGGGCAAAGUGCAUGAGAUGCGGACCCUGAGCUUGAAACCUCUGCUGUUUGAGAUCCCUGGGUUUUUGUCAGACGAUGAGUGUCGUGUGGUGAUGCAGCUGGCGCAGCUGAAGGGUCUGAUGGAGAGUCAGCUGAUGGUACAGGAAGGUCAGGAGGAGCUGGCCAAAGAGCUCAACCUCAGGCCAGAGGAGAUCUUUAACCUUCUUGAUAUCAACCAAGAUGGACAACUGCAGCUUCAAGAGAUACUGACUCAUUCUCGAGUGAGGGAUGGCAUCUGGCUCACUCCCGAGAAUCUGCGAGAAAUUUAUGCCGGGCUCAAAGCAGACAAGGACGACAACGGUUUGCUGAGCCUUGAGGAGUUCAGACUUCUAAGCAACGAUGCUUUCCAGCGCUUUCUUCUGCAGCGAGGGGUGAAAAGGAGUCAGCUGGUGCGGAACAGCAGGCACACCUGGCUGUAUCAGGGCAAAGGGGCUCACCGGGUCCUCCAAGAAAUCAAGGAAAGGGUGACUCGCCUCACUCGGGUGCCGCACACACUGGUGGACCUCAGCGAGCCUCUUCAGGUAGUUCGCUAUGAGGAGGGUGGGCACUACCACGCCCACCAUGACAGUGGACCCGUCUACCCUGAAACAGCGUGUUCACACACACGCCUUGCAGCUAACACGUCCACUCCUUUUGAGACGUCAUGCAGGUACAUCACAGUUCUCUUCUACCUGAACUCUGUUGAUGGGGGCGGGGAGACCGCAUUCCCUGUGGCAGACAACAGGACCUAUGAUGAAGUGUGUCUUAUACAGAAUGAUGUGGACCUUAUGGACACAAGAAGAAACUGUGAUAAGAGCAACCUGAGAGUGAGACCGACCAAAGGGACUGCUGUCUUCUGGUACAACUACCUGUCUGAUGGAAGAGGUUGGGUGGGAGUGCAGGACGAAUAUGCCCUACAUGGAGGCUGUGUGGUCACCCGUGGCACAAAGUGGAUCGCCAAUAAGUGGAUCAAUGUUGAUCCAGAUUACCAGCGGCAGGCUCGCUACCAGCAGUUAGUGUCACAGCCGCCCGAAGAGGAGAACGACGAAGACCUGACUAGGAACACACACAUACAGAAACCCAGCAUCCAUCAAGAUUUGUAGCUCGAAUGCCACAUAUAUUUACAUAUAUGUAUAUAAAUACAAAAAGAACUCUUCCCAGUCUUCCUCCGUCAUGUGCACAAUGUUUUGGAACGAUCCACUGUGGCCAGUUUGUAGAUAUACGAUUUCAGGGAAAGAGGUCACAGUGGGCUUAUGAAACAGUAGUUGCUUUUAACCAAAUUAUCUACUGUUUUAUCCUUACUUUUUAUUUUUUGAGUUGCACUAGAACUUCUCUGCAAGAGUUGUGGCUUCAAAGAGUUUUAAAGUGUGUGGGAUUUAGUGACAUCUAGUGGCAAAGUUUAGGAUUGGAGACACCCAAAUAUCGGCUUUAUCUUCCAAACACCUAAGAGAAAAUACUGACUGCAAAUGAUAAAUGGCCUGUAUUUGAUAUAGCGCCUUCUAGAGUCAUGGAACCCCUCAAGGCGCUUUACAACACACUCAGUCAUUCACCCAUUCACACACACAUUCACACACUGGUGGGGAUGAGCUACGAUGUAGCCACAGCUGCCCUGGGGCGCACUGACAGAGGCAAGGCUGCCGAGCACUGGCGCCACCGGUCCCUCCGACCACCACCAGCAGGCAACGUGGGUUAAGUGUCUUGCCCAAGAAACACAGAAAGAAUCUGAGAAGAGUCUUUACAUAUAACUACCUAGGUCUGACCCAAAUAAAGUGAUUGGUGGAUAUUUUGCUAUUAUAAACAUGUCAAUAUGAAUAGGAAACUAUGUUUCUGCCACUAAAUUUACCUAAAUGUUCCACACAGGAACAAACAUCUUUGCAUGCAUUACCUUGACACAUAUGCUAUGAGUAACAUUUGCACUGAAGACUUACGAUGGCUACCAUGACCAAAAGAAGCUCACACUACUUAAGUGUGAUGUAUGAUGCCUUGUCUUUGUCCCUUUCACUUUACUAUUAUUGUACGAAUGCACAACAAAUUAAAAUGCACAAGAUGUUCA
This is a messenger RNA of Nothobranchius furzeri (turquoise killifish), 3001 nucleotides long. RefSeq names its product prolyl 4-hydroxylase, transmembrane b (gene p4htmb). The record is from RefSeq and is a predicted model, not a curated record. Lineage: Eukaryota; Metazoa; Chordata; Actinopteri; Cyprinodontiformes; Nothobranchiidae. Gene Ontology annotation, biological process: peptidyl-proline hydroxylation to 4-hydroxy-L-proline. Gene Ontology annotation, molecular function: iron ion binding; procollagen-proline 4-dioxygenase activity; L-ascorbic acid binding. Gene Ontology annotation, cellular component: endoplasmic reticulum.